AUGAGCUCGGACUCGAGCAGAGCCUCGUCGCCCGACAUGGACGCAGCGUACGCGCGCGCCCGCGACUCCCGCGCGCCUCCGGUCUCCUCCACGCAGGGCGCGUGCACGACAACGGCCGAGCAUCACCAGCACCAGCAGCACACGCACCAUCACCACCAGCACCAGGCGCGCGCUCCCUUGACCCCGGGCUCGGCCGCGAGUGCAGCCAAGUACCGGCUGAAGAAGCAGGCGAGCGAGGAGGAGGUCCAGCAGCUGCGCCUGAAGAUCAACGGGCGCGAGCGCAAGCGUAUGCACGACCUGAACCUGGCCAUGGACGGCCUGCGCGAGGUCAUGCCGUACGCGCACGGGCCCUCCGUGCGCAAGCUCUCCAAGAUCGCCACGCUGCUGCUCGCGCGCAACUACAUCCUCAUGCUGAGCAGCUCCCUCGACGAGAUGAAGCGCCUCGUGGCCGAGCUCUACGGCGGCGGAGGCGGCGGCGGGGGCGCGCACGGGCCCUUCCACUGCGCCGGCGCACACCCGCUGCUGGCCGCCGCCGCAAGCGCGCUCGCGCCCCCUCCACCCGCCUCGGCCGCCACGGCGCUCGGGCUGUCGUCCAUCCGCGCGGCGCACUCGCUGAUGAAGAGCGCGCCUCCUCCUCCUCCGCCUCCCCCGCCGCCGCCUCCUCCUCACCACCAUCACCCGUCCGCUCCUGCGGCUCCCACCGCGCUCCACGGCGCCUUCCAGCACUGGGCGGGCCUGCCGUGCCCGUGCACCAUCUGCCAGACGCCGCCUCCUCAUAGCGCGCCUCCUCCUGCUCCUCCUCACCUCGCCAUCACCUCCACCGGACUGUCCCGGCUGGCCGCCGAGAGCAAAGAGGCCCUCAAGUGA
This is a messenger RNA of Colossoma macropomum (tambaqui), 867 nucleotides long. RefSeq names its product oligodendrocyte transcription factor 3 (gene olig3). The record is from RefSeq and is a predicted model, not a curated record. Lineage: Eukaryota; Metazoa; Chordata; Actinopteri; Characiformes; Serrasalmidae. Bases 1 to 867 code for a protein of 288 amino acids. The transcript has a single exon. Gene Ontology annotation, molecular function: protein dimerization activity.